GCACAUACAUGGCGGGAAUUCGAGACUUCAGGGUCACUUUUUCCCUAGUGUUUGUUAAGAAGUCACUUCAUAUGACUUUACUACUUGGUUUAAUAAGCUUUCAUAUGAUUAAAUAGUUUCAACGGGCUUCGUACUUUGCAUAAUUUCCAUCUCGUUUUAGUCGAUUACCGUAUGGUAUGCAAUAUUACCUAUGGUUGUCGACCAAACAUCGAGACUUGAUAAAACAUCUGCUGGCGAAGAUCUAGAAACUCAAUCUGAGAAGGUUCUUGUUGAAGAUGUUUCACAAGAAACAGUGUCUAUCACUAUCUCAGAAUCACUCACAGAUGAAACAGAUGCCUCUACAACUAUAAAUUCACAAUCAACCAAUCAUGAGAAUAAAUCAGAAACACUUCAAACAUUUACACGUUGUAAAAGUCCAACUAAUAAUAACAAUUCAUUAAGUAGUUCAUCUAAUGCAACAUCUAUUGAAUAUUCACAAACAUCAAGUCCAGGUGAUUCUGGUCGUCGACGUUUAGUACCAGAUUUCAAUAUAGAUGAUUUAUUAUUAAUAUCUGAAUUAGGUCGUGGUAAUGGUGGAAUUGUAACAAAAUUACAACAUAAAUCAUCUGGUACAUUUUUAAUUAGAAAAACAUUUGAAUUAGAUGUAAAAACUACUACAAGAGCACAGAUUGUUAGAGAUUUACAAGUCCUUUGGGAGUGUAUAUCACCACAUAUAAUUGAAUUUCAUGGAGCAAUACAUUCUGAAUGUUUAAUAAGUAUAUAUAUGGAGUAUAUGGAUGUUGGUGGAAUGGAUUUACUAUUGAAAAUGGUAGGACGUUUCCCUGAACCAAUUUUAAUUCAUAUUGCUGAUUCAGUUGUAUCAGGUCUACUUUACCUCUGGCAAGAGUUGCAUAUGUUUCAUCGUAAUUUGAAACCAUCCAAUAUACUCAUUAAUCGUGCUGGUACUAUUAAAUUAUGUGAUUUUGUCGUCAGUUUGCAGCUGAGUGAAUAUGUAGCUUCUGGAUUUUUAGGAUUCUCCACUUACAUAGCACCUGAACGUCUGGCAGGUGAACUAUUCAGUGCAGCUAGUGAUAUAUGGAGUCUUGGAUUGACAUUAAUGGAAUUAGCUAUUGGACAAUAUCCAAUCCCAUCUAUUGAUCCAGUUGAUUUUGUACGUGCAUUUGCGCCAGAUCAAGAAACAAACAUGCUUGAACAUUUUAGAGCUGCAAAAACUGGUGAAUUAUUACCUGCACUUACAGAUCCAAAAAGUCGAUCAACUAUUGGUAUGUACAAUUUAUUUACCUAUAUUGUAGAACAACCAGCUCCACGUUUACCAGUAUAUUGUUUCUCAUCUGAAUUUAUAUAUUUUAUUCAUUCAUGUUUACAAAAAGAUGCUAAUGAUCGUUUAUCUAUUGAAAUUAUUCAUAGACAUUUUAUUCCAGAAUUAAUUAAACUUACUUGUCCUCAUUCAAAUCAUAAUACACUUCGACCAAUUUUUAUUGAUAGUUGUUUAAUUAAUUAUUUACGUGGUGUAUUCGCUCGUCAACAAGCUGAAGCAAUUGAUGCUGUUGCAUUAGCUGUUGGUGAAGAUUUUGAUUCUAUUGAUACUGAUUUUGAAGUUACCACUAUGUUGGAUUCAGUAUAGAUCUAUUGUAAUGGUUCACUUUGUCCUAUAUGUGUAUAUAUAUAUUCUAGUGAAAGUAACUGAGACACACACACACAGAGAGAAAACUUGAGUAAUACAGAGAAAAGCUAAAUUAGUGUGCCAAAAUGUAAUAAGUAUUAAAGUGAAAUCUUUUAAUUUAUUUCUGUGAUCUUUAUUGGAACUUUUUUUAAACCCUCCCCCGACUGAACGUUUCCUUUUCUUAAUUGGAUGUCUUCAUUCUAUUCAUGAUAUUUAUUUAUUCGUUGUUUAUUCUAAUGUUUUCUCCUGCAGCUUCGUAUCUUUUCCUAAUAUUUUCCUCUAUAAUUCCCAAAGAAUUAUAGAAUGAGGUUUCCCCUUUUUGUUUCAUUUACGUGUUUACAUUUUCUCAUGUGUUGUAUACUACUGAUUAACUGUUAUAAGUAAUAAUCAUAAUAAUAAUCAAAUGAUGAUCUUGUUUUGCUGUGUAUGUGUAUAUUUAUACAAAAAGAUAUGAUAUACAAAUUAAAUAUGUUUAUUUACAUAAUUCAUCUGAUAUUUAUGUUGUUAUGUUCACCUAUUACAUGGCUACUGAAAGAAAAACAAACAAAAACAAACAUACAUAUUCCAAUUUAAUAUUUACGGUUUAUCACUAAAUACUUCAAUAUUAUAAUAAUGAAUGAUUGGUAAUCAUAGCCACAUAGGUAUUUAUAUGAAUUAAUGAGUGUUUCAUAACUAUAUACCUACCUUAGAGUGAUGAAACUUCUUUUGGAUAAUAUUUCCACCUUCUAUACUUCUUAUCAAAACGAAUCAUUUGGGUUCUUGUAAACUUAUCAAACCAUGUAAAUCAUGUAAAGUAUUUUUUAGUUGAAUAAAAGACUAUUGAGAACUGUAUUGUUCCCCAUAUUUUUCCAUCGUGUAAUCAAAAACAAACAAGUAAAAAAACAAAGAAAACAAACUUUUGUCUUUGUAUUCAAAUUUCAUGGCUUUUGUUUUUCUAUUUGGAUUUAUAUUUUCCUAAAUAUUUUUCUCUUUAUUACAAAUGCACACAUUUUGUGAGUAGAUCUAUAAUGCUUGAUUUACUAAUGGAAUUUUUUUUUAUAUAUUUGGAAGAAAAUAUACAAGUGAUAUUGAUUUGUGUGAGUUUUUGGAUCUUCUUGUAGGUUUAUGAUUGUUGAAAUGCGUAGCUGUUGAUAAAGAUUAUGUUUGUAAAAUAUUCUUGAUGUUUU
This is a messenger RNA of Schistosoma curassoni, 2829 nucleotides long. Lineage: Eukaryota; Metazoa; Platyhelminthes; Trematoda; Strigeidida; Schistosomatidae. The record is from the annotation of a GenBank genome assembly.